Salvia hispanica is the source of this 2639-nucleotide messenger RNA. Its product is annotated as protein tesmin/TSO1-like CXC 2. The record is from RefSeq and is a predicted model, not a curated record. Gene Ontology annotation, molecular function: DNA-binding transcription factor activity. NCBI's taxonomy places the organism in Eukaryota, Viridiplantae, Streptophyta, Magnoliopsida, Lamiales, Lamiaceae.
ACACUUCACUCUCUUUCACUGCACUGCGUUUCCCGCUUCUUCUUGAAUUUCAUUCUCUCUUAUUUGACCCACCUCUUCCCUCUCUCUCUCUGGAGGUGUGGCGUGGAGCAAACGGAGUUGAGAUAGAGAGAUAGAGGGGGCUAUCCUCCAUACAAACAAGGGAUGGAGGAUAGACUUGACAUUUCUGCAAAAGAGACUAACAGAGAAGUGCCUGAGGUGAUGGAUACUCCGGAGAGGAGCAAGAACAGUCAGAUCUCAGCUUCUCUUGCCAAAUUUGAGGAUUCUCCGGUUUUUACCUUCCUCAACAGUCUUUCCCCUAUCAAGCCGGUUAAAUCCACACACAUCACUCAGACAAUCAACCCUCUUAGUUUUGCAUCCAUUCCAUCCGUCUUCACUUCGCCUCAUGUUAGCUCUAUACGGGAAUCCAGGUUUCUCCGAAGGCAUCAGCUUUCCGAUCCAUCAAAACCUGAGUUUUCUUCCGAUGACGGGACCAAACAUGAUGCAAACAAGGCAAAUGCAGAUGCUACCGAGCAAAUGGAUGAGCAAAAGGAAAAUGGUGAUGGUGGUGAUAUGGCUGCUGAGCCAUCUUACGAUGAUUGCUCCAAGUUUGUGGUGGAUUUUGCCAAAGACUAUGAAUGUGCUAGCCCUAACACCAACUUAAGAACGGGUUGUGGUCGUGAAGACAAAGACAUGGCAGAUUACGGCUCCACUUCUUCAGACCUUGUGCCGUUAAUGCAUGAACACCCUCAGAGGGGUGAAGUGAAUAGUGACGGGGUGAAUCAAAAUACAGAAGCUGCGCCCUGUGAUUGGGAGCAUAUGUUAUCUGAUACGUCUGAGCUGCUGAUUUUUGAAUCUCCGGAUGUUAGAGUUUCUUUCAGCAAAUCAGUUGAUCCCGGGGCGAGUUUCUAUACUGGCAUUAAGAGUGACAUGCAGAACUUGCACUUAAUUAGUGCAGUGGAUUCUGGUGAGCAUGUUGUCGAAGGAAAUGAAGCUGAAGUUAUGUCUACUCAGCCCGGAGAAGGAGACGAGGUGGACAAUGCUGCAUCAUUGAACAAUUCUGAUGAACAAGUGGAUUGUGAGCAACUUGGUUUCUACCGUGGUAUGAGAAGGCGCUGUCUGGUUUUUGAGAUGGGAGGGGCUCGUAGGAAACAUUUCGAAGAGAAUUCCAUCUCUGAUUCUUCUGCGUGGAUUCCUUCUGAUGGUAAUAUGGCCUCCAAUGACCAGAAGCUUGUCCUGUUAAACAGGGGAAACGAGUCUUCACGUCGUCUUAUGCCUGGCAUUGGCUUGCAUCUAAAUGCUCUUGCUACAACGCCUAAGGACUAUAAUGUUGUUAACCUUGAUUCUUCAUCGUCUGCACGGUUAUUGAUUGGUCCUAGCUCAGUUGCCAAUCUCCACACAUCAAAUGGCGGUCAAGGACUGCUGGACAACAUCUUAGUCGUUGCCACAUCUGACAGAGAUGUCGAUGGCAUGGAAAUUGCCGUUGAAGAGACCUGCCCACCAUCUGCAAACGCAGCAAAUGAAGAGAUCAAUCAGAGCAGUCCAAAGAAAAAGAGACGUAGGGCUGAACAAUCUGGAGAAGGAGAGUCGUGUAAACGAUGCAACUGCAAGAGAUCAAAAUGUCUUAAACUCUACUGUGAAUGCUUUGCUGCCGGGGUGUACUGUGUGGAGCCAUGUGCUUGUAUAGAUUGCUUCAAUAAACCUAUCCAUGAAGACACCGUCCUUGCAACGCGCAAGCAAAUCGAAUCCAGAAAUCCUCUCGCCUUUGCUCCCAAAGUGAUCAGAGGAUCAGAUUCGCCAUCAGAGAUCGGGGAUGACUCCAGCAAGACUCCUGCUUCUGCUCGUCAUAAGCGAGGAUGCAACUGCAAGAAAUCGGGCUGCCUAAAGAAAUACUGUGAAUGCUAUCAGGGUGGCGUCAGCUGCUCCAUCAACUGCCGAUGUGAAGGGUGUAAGAAUGCAUUUGGUAGAAAAGACGGCAUGGAAGCUGAAGCUGAGCAGGAAGAAAAAGAAGAAGAAACAGACGCGUCUGAGAAGGGCGUGCAGAAGAUUGCAAUGGAGAACGAUGUGGAACAGAACACGGAGUCUGCGCCUCCUGCAACCCCUCUACGGGGAGGAAGGCCAUCGGCUCAGCUCCCGUUUUCCUCAAAGAAGAAACCACCACGAUCCUCGCUCCCUUCCAUUGGCUCCUCCUCCUCGAGCUUCAUUCCUAGGCAAAGAUUCGGGAAAUCGAGCUUCCUCCCGCCACCACCAAAGUUUGAGACCAUCAGAGAAGACGAGAUCCCUGACUUUCUCCAAGGCGAAGGAGGGUCUUCUGACGGAGGCGUCCAGACUGCCUCGCCUAACCGGAAAAGAGUGUCUCCGCCUCACAAUGCAGGUGGCGGCAUGUCCCCUGGCCUCAGGAGCAGCCGGAAGCUCAUCCUUGAGUCGAUACCAUCGUUCCCGUCUCUCACUCCGAACCAGUGAAUCCUCUGUCUCCUCCAAGCCCAGGCCAGCUCUCCAUUGUAGUUCUGUAAGAUAUAUGUACUUUUAGUUGCAUUUUCACCUCUCAUUUUCAUGUUUGUAAAAUAGUUUUGUUUUGUACCAUAAUAAAACUUCUUGUAUACAUUAUAUUUGUAUACUAGAUUACAUGAAGUCUACUUAAA